UUCUUAUAUGCUGUGCGCGCAAUCGCAAAAGAUUUAGCAGAGCCGCAACAUUUCACUGCCACUGAUAGUGAAACCGGCCCGAUAAGACGAUGCGCAGCUCCAAAGCUCAACCGGCGCUUCAGUCUGUUGUGAAGAUUCUACCGGUACGGUUUUAUGUUAGGUCGUCGUAAUGCGAAGUAGUGUGGUGGCUUUAGCGUUCGCUGCGUUCGGUUUGCUACUGGUGACAGGUGCCAUUGGCCAAGAUGAAAUAACGCGACGCUUCCCGGACGGGUUCGAGUUUGGGGUCGGUACUUCGGCGUACCAGAUCGAGGGUGGCUGGAACGAGGACGGCAAGGGUGAAUCGAUCUGGGACCAUCUGUCGCACACCGUGCCGUCGAAGAUUGUGGACGGCUCUACGGGCGAUGUGGCGUGCGAUAGCUACCACCAGUGGAAGCGGGACGUGGAAAUGGUGAACGAACUGGGCGUACAGUACUAUCGGUUUUCGAUCUCGUGGCCGCGCCUCAUGCCGACCGGAUUGAGCAAUAGCGUGAACGAGAAGGGAAUAGAGUACUACAACAAGCUAAUAGACGAGCUGUUGUGGAAUGGCAUAAAGCCGAUGGUGACCCUGUACCACUGGGAUUUGCCCCAGCGGUUGCAGGAGCUCGGUGGAUGGUUGAACCCGGCGAUUGUGGAGUACUUCCGGGAGUAUGUGCGCGUUGCGUUCAGCCGCUUUGGCGAUCGGGUGAAGCUCUGGACGACGAUCAACGAGCCGUGGCAUAUUUGCGAGAAUGGGUACGGUAGGGAGGAGAUGGCACCGGGGUACGAUUUCCCGGGCGUGCCGGCGUACAUGUGUGGCCACCACAUACUGCUAGCGCACGGGGAAGCUGUCCGGCUGUAUCGAAGCACGUUUGAGAGCGUUCAGCAGGGCAAGAUCGGCAUUUCACUGGACGCACGGUGGCCCGAACCGGCCCACAUCCUGUCGGAAGAUGACCGGGAAGCGUCCGACUGGCAGCUACAGUUUCAUCUUGGUUGGUUCGCGCAUCCCAUCUUCAGUGCUGAAGGUGACUACCCGUCCAUCAUGAAGGAGCGCAUUGGAAAUUUGAGCGAAGCGCAAGGCUUUCCGCAGUCUCGUUUGCCGGUAUUUACCGCGCGGGAAAUUAACUUGCUGCGCGGAUCGUCCGACUUCUUCGCCCUGAACACGUACACGACCUCGCUGGUGUCGAAAAAUGAUGCCAACAACACGGCCGGCUAUCCGGUACCGUCCUAUCUGCACGACAUGGGCGUCGUGGAGUCGGCCGAUCCGGACUGGCCCGUAGCGGAGGAAACUUCCUGGAUAAAGAUAGUGCCCUUUGGAUUGCACAAACUGCUGCUCUGGAUCAAGGACAACUACAACAGCCCGGUGAUCUACAUCACGGAGAACGGGAUCGGGUCCGGACCGGGCACGAAGGAUCUGCAGCGUGUGCACUAUCUCAAUUUUUAUCUCAACUCUGUGCUGGUCGCGAUCGAGGAUGGGUGUGACGUGCGGCUGUACGUGGCGUGGAGCUUGAUGGACAAUUUUGAGUGGCGCGAUGGAUACACACAAAAGUUUGGCCUGUACUACGUUGAUUUUGACGAUCCGGCGCGCACCCGGUACGGCAAAGUGUCUUCGAAAGUGUUUGCACGCAUUGUGAAAACGCGUACGAUCGAUUUUAACUAUCAACCCGAACCCGAUGUGCUUUUGACUGGCAUUAAAGCGAAUGGAACUGCUGUGCUGCCGAACGUGGUCGUGUUUGCCUCGACAGCCCUGCUGAUGGUUGUUGGGCGACGGAUUUACGCGACGUUUGGUUAGGGUGAUUGCUGUGAAAAGCGUGCUGCUAGGGCUGGGGUUCGUUUGUUUGUAGUGGAAAGUACUUUUUACUUGAUUGUUAAAGUAUCAUUUAGUGUGUUGAUUGGUGGGAGCUAUAUAAUAAAGGAAAGUCUUAUAGAUUUUGUA
Molecule: messenger RNA, 1951 nt
Organism: Anopheles gambiae (African malaria mosquito)
Lineage: Eukaryota; Metazoa; Arthropoda; Insecta; Diptera; Culicidae
Product: myrosinase 1
Exons: 5
Coding region: 170-1807 (545 amino acids)
Biological process (GO): carbohydrate metabolic process
Molecular function (GO): beta-glucosidase activity
Source: RefSeq, a predicted model, not a curated record